AUGAGGAGGAGCUCAACCUGUGUUUAUUCUUUAGCAAUUCACAUUCUUCUUGCUUCUAUUCUCUUCACACUGUCCCAAUCCUCUGGGGAUGGUGAUUUGGUAGACCAAAUAUGCAAAAGGACACCCUUUUAUGACCUUUGCAGCACGACCCUACACUCAAACCCUCUAAUCCCAAAGAAUGAUCUCAAAGGGGUGGCACUCUUAAUGGUCAAGAACAUUGUGGCAAAUGCGAGUGAGACACUGAGCUACAUUGAAGGACUAAUAAAGCACACCUCAGACCGUGAGUUGGAACAAGCAUUGGCUUUCUGUGCUGAGACAUACAUACCAAUUGUGAAAUACACUCUCCCACAGGCAGCUGAUGCAAUAAGCCAAGGCCGUUUUGUGUUUGCCAGUUACUGCAUAUCUGAUGCUGUCAAAGAAGUGAAUUCCUGUGAUAAGAAAUUCUCAGGCUCAACUCAGUCACCCUUAGGUGAUAGAAAUGGCAUUGUGCAGAAGCUGGUUGAUGUUGCUUCCGCCAUAAUCAAACUGCUACUAAAGAGUUGA
This is a messenger RNA of Gastrolobium bilobum, 543 nucleotides long. RefSeq names its product pectinesterase inhibitor-like. The transcript has a single exon. Gene Ontology annotation, biological process: negative regulation of catalytic activity. Bases 1 to 543 code for a protein of 180 amino acids. Gene Ontology annotation, molecular function: enzyme inhibitor activity. The record is from RefSeq and is a predicted model, not a curated record. NCBI's taxonomy places the organism in Eukaryota, Viridiplantae, Streptophyta, Magnoliopsida, Fabales, Fabaceae.